Molecule: messenger RNA, 1611 nt
Organism: Tilletiopsis washingtonensis
Lineage: Eukaryota; Fungi; Basidiomycota; Exobasidiomycetes; Entylomatales
Exons: 5
Coding region: 70-1527 (485 amino acids)
Biological process (GO): protein localization to nuclear inner membrane; NLS-bearing protein import into nucleus; nuclear pore organization
Cellular component (GO): nuclear pore central transport channel; nuclear pore
Molecular function (GO): structural constituent of nuclear pore
Source: RefSeq, a predicted model, not a curated record
CCUCCACGCCCGUCUCGCCCGUACCCCGCCCGCCUGUCCGACCCACCGGCGCCGCAGCUGCGCACAUACAUGGCCUUCUCCUUCGGCGCGCCCGCAGCAGCGGCGCCCGCGACGUCCGCGCCGUCCUUCUCCUUCGGCGCACCCGCCGCAGCGCCCGCUGCCGGCUCCAGCACCGGCGCCUUCUCCUUUGGCGCGCCGCAGGGCCAGCAGCAGCAGGGCCAGCAGCAGGGCCAGCAGCCGCAGCAGGGCGCUGCCCCCGCAGCCGGCGGCUUCAGCUUUGGCGCCUCGGCACAGCAGCAACAGCAGCAGCCUCAGCAGCAGCAGUCGACGGGCUUCAGCUUCGGUGCGCCGGCUCAGCAGCAGCCGCAGCAGCAACAGCAGGGCGGCGGCUUCUCCUUCGGCGCCAAGCCGGCAGCCACGGCGGGCUCGUCGCUGUUCGGCGCGCCGGCGCAGCAGCAGCAGCAGCAGCAGCCACAACAACAGGGCUUCGGCCAGUCGGGCGCCACGCAGUCCAGUCUCUUCGGCGGCUCGCUCGGCCUCGGCCAAUCGCAGGCACAGCCGUUCGGCCAGUCGCAGACGCAGCAGCCGCCGCAAGGGCAGCAGCAAGGGCAACAACAACCACAGCAGCAGCAGCAGCAGCAGCAGCAGCAGCUGGACAAGCGGUUGGGCCCGUCGCUGGCGCCGCGCAUUGCCGCAAUCCACAAGGCGUGGAACACGCAGGACCUGCAGAGCUGCCGCUUCCUGGCAUACCUCUACACGUCGCUGCCUGCCUCCUUGAUCGCGCAGUUCGGGCCGCAGGGCGCAGGCGGUGCAGGCCCGCUCUCGCAGUACCCCAACCUCGGCCGGCGAGCGGACGCAGUGGGCCCGCGCCACGAGGCACUGUGGGCGCAGGCGGUGCGGGAGAACCCGGAUCCGGAGAGGCUCGUGCCAGCGCUGGCCGUCGGCUUCUCCGAUCUCAAGUCGCGCUCCGAGCAGCAGGCGAGCGAGGCGGCACGGCAGCUUGCACGGCUCGGCGAGCUCCGCACUCGGCUCUCGGCGCUGGAGCAAGCGCAUGCAUUGCGCAACUCCUCUCGCGCUGCAGCAGCAGCUCGGCGUCAAGUGGCGCUGCACCAGCGGCUCGUGGCGCACGCGCGGCGCGCCCACCUGCUCAUCCCGGCGCUGCGCGGCGCCAGCGUGGGUGCCGACGAGGAGCGUCUGCGCGAGAAGCUCGAGCGCUGCGAGGCUGAGCUGGAGGCGCAGGGCGCCGGCGUGGGGCAGGGGCGCCUGCGCGCGCGCGUCAACGAGCUCUGGGCCGUGCUGGGUGCGCUCAAGGCGAAGCGCGAGAUGGGCAAGGGCAGAGAGGAGUGGGCGGUCGUCGACGACGCCGCCAUCGAGGAUGUGGCCAAGAUCCUGGCGUCGCAGCAGCAGGGCCUCAACCACCUCAGCUCGACGCUCGAGGCCGACACGCGCGCCCUCGACACCAUCGUGCGCGGCCUGCAGGGCGUGCAGCUUGUCGGCGUCAAGGGCGAGGGGGCGGGAGACCGGUGAUGAGACACGCUCGCUUGCCAUGCAAUGCACUCUUGUCACGCUACACCUUGCUGCCGCUGCAUCUCUCGAGACAAGACCGUGGAC